AUGUACGAAAAGAAAAUGUUCCCCGUCAUCCUUCGUGACCCCGUUGCUACCAAGAAGUUGCUCGAAGCAAUUCACGAUGCGCCAAAUGGCAGGCGCUCUCUGUCCCGACUGGCUCGGACGUGCCGGGCACUUUCUGAGCCCGCCUUAAAGAUAUUGUGGAGGGAGUUGGAUUCCAUUGUUCCGAUUCUUGGACUGUUUCCAGGCCACGUUCUCAAAAAGGCUCGCAGACCUGGUUUGGGUUUGGUCAAGACCCCCCAAGGCGACGAUUGGAAGAACGUUCUCAGAUACGGUGAACUCGUCCAGCGUCUUACAUAUGACGAAAACUCCAACGCCGUCGCUACCUCUGUUUUUCCUAUUCUCGACGAAUCUCGUCCUCGCACAUACAUACUUCCUUCCCUGCGAGAGUUGACGUGGAAAGCCGAGACAGCCGCGGGUUUAGAUCGCUGUGCUCUUUUUCUUAACCCAGAACUCCGAGUUGUUCACUUGGAGAUUGGAACCAAUCUGAAGCUCGCCCAGAUCGGUGCCUUUCUCGCUGACAUGUCGAGUCGAAGCAAAUUAUCAGGUUUCUCAUUCAUUUCCCCGACUAGCUUGCCAGAUGCCUUCACUGAGCUCCUUCUUCGCCAAGAUGCCCUGGAGAAGGUGCUCCUCGUCGCUCCCGGGGCUCUGUCCCCUGGCGUUGGUCGUUGGACUGCCGCAUUACCUCAGCUUAAACACUUGCAGUUAGACUUGACCGGUAGAUCGCCAAUAGCUGUGGAAGGGUUUUUCGACGAACUUCGUCCACGCUCCGGAGAUUCUACGCCAAGCUCCAUCGGUUCCACAGAUAGCGGUGUCUUCUCCGGUGAGGAACUUGAUUUCACCGAAAUUCGCAAGUCUGCAUUACGACUUACCGGGGAUUUAAUGUCGAAAGGUUCCUUUGCGCAGAUGAGAAAGCUGAAUUUGACAGGCGAAGUGGCUAAUAUCGCCGUUUUUUUGAGACACCUCGAUAGCCCUUUGACUCAGUUAGAUCUUGUCAUUGAAGACCCCCCUGACAAGGCUGAUUGGCAAGACCUGUGCGGGUUGCUGUGCGAUCGUUUUGGAGAUACCUUGCAGUCAUUGCGUAUAACCGCAACUGGAUCUUCGAAAUUCAUGGAUUUAGUUCGUUCGACUUCAAGGGCAGAUGCACCAUCUGGCCAUCUCUCACUGGAGUACCUCUCAGAGUUGCCGAAGCUCACGCGAUUCGACAUUGACCUCCCCGAAUCGGUCCUUUUCACCCCUUUUGACAUCGAAUGCCUGGCGCAUGCAUGCCCAAAUCUCGAAACGCUUCGCCUCUGCCCAUUAGCUCGUUUCCCGUCUUUGAACGGGCCCCCAACAUUGACGCUCGAGUCCUUCUCAUUCCUGACAAGCCAGUGCAGGCGAUUGCACACCCUUGGCGUUGUUAUCAACGCAACUCAUGGCAAUUCCGAACUACUUAGGACACAGGCCGCGUCAUCCCCAUCGCUCCUUCGGCUUCAUGUCGGCCAUUCCUGGAUCAGUGAUCCCCUGCAAGUCUCGAUUUUGCUUAGCCACCUCGCACCUCGCUUAGACUCAAUCAAAUGGUUUCAGGAAAAAAACCGUCCUGGCUUCGUCGAAGCCAAUGCGAAGAAUUGGCAGACGGUUUCUGACACACUUCCGCACCUUCAGCUGGUGCGUUUCACAGAGCGCUCGUUUUUGCGGGUCAUCGAGCCUGUGAGGCCUGUCAUGUUGGAAAAGGGGAUUGAUGCCACCGUGGAAACGAUGAGCCGUGGAAUUUCUGCUCAGGUGCGAACGGUAAAUGCUGCUAUCCAGUGGUCGCCUCGCGUUACGGACCAGGCCGUAGAGGCCAUCGCAAAGUCAUCUUCGGUUGCCAUCGACGCAACGCCAGCGAUCCAAGAAGCCAGUGUUGAUGCACGGCCAUUGACUGCCUCGGUGUAUGUCGACGCUACAACUUCGACCUCAUCAAAAGGCGUGGAUACCUUCGAGGUUAUAUCGCCCACAUAUGGAAGCCAAAAGUGGUUGAUGGGCCAAUUUUCCUCAGCCUUCUACGUCAUUCCUUCGAUAUUCAGCUUCCUUUCCUUUGUUUAUAGGCUUUUUAUCCGCAACCCUCUCUCGCUUUCAACUCGCAUUCUGCAUCUUGCGGCGGUUGAUCGUAUCUCGGCCUUGAGAGGACAAUCGACAACCGCUUCAUCCAAAAAAGUACCUGCAUCUGACACCACCUCUUCGCCCGUGAGCAGGGCACAGGACAUUCCUUUGAGCACGCUUCAAGUCCGUUAAUUAUCCUGCUACUUUACAACUCUCCAUACUUACGUAUAUCUACCCUGGCUGGACCAUCAUUAGGAAAACACAUAUGCCCAACUUUAUGACACGUAUGACUAUGCACAUGAAAUACAUGCGACGCCUUUUCCUCUCUCCC
Messenger RNA from Laccaria bicolor S238N-H82, 2407 nucleotides. RefSeq lists its product as uncharacterized. The transcript is spliced from 2 exons. The record is from RefSeq and is a predicted model, not a curated record. Bases 1 to 2268 code for a protein of 755 amino acids. Lineage: Eukaryota; Fungi; Basidiomycota; Agaricomycetes; Agaricales; Hydnangiaceae.